This is a messenger RNA of Cotesia glomerata, 2748 nucleotides long. Its product is annotated as adenylate cyclase type 10-like. The coding region runs from base 1 to 2748 and encodes 915 amino acids. Gene Ontology annotation, cellular component: cytoplasm. The record is from RefSeq and is a predicted model, not a curated record. Gene Ontology annotation, molecular function: adenylate cyclase activity. The transcript has 14 exons. Lineage: Eukaryota; Metazoa; Arthropoda; Insecta; Hymenoptera; Braconidae.
AUGGAAAGUACCGACAUUUCAGUUAGCAGCGGAAAUUGUGGAAGCAGUGAUAAAAUGUGGAUUGAAAUGCCAGAAAGGGGUCAACCGAUCAUUGAAGCUGAGUCGGCAGCAAAUAAUUGUAAUCCUGGGGAAGUUAUUCUGACUAAAAGCACUUGGCAAUAUGUCCUACCGAGUAAUUAUGAAUAUCUUCCCGUAGAUUCAGAUAAUGUCAAAAUUAUAAACGAGAUUGGACUUUCAAAAUUGGAGAGGAGAAUUCCAAAUAAAAGUAAAGAUGAAAAAAUUUCAAUUACACAUAUGACAACUAGUAAAGAACCAACAUCCAAUCCAUAUAGAUCUUCUAUAAACGAUGCUGUAACUCUAAAAAUAGGCGACAAAUUAUCAACAUUUUUGAUACCACUACUCACUUCUGAAAUUGAAAAGCACCGUGCUCUAGAAUUGCUGACUCAGAUACAGAAAGUGUCAAUUUUAUCAAUAAAUAUUACUCCUGUAAAAAGUAAAACUCAAGAAAUAGUCAAUUUAAGUGACAAAUGCUUUCAUGCUCUCUACAAAUUGACAGAAAAAUAUCUUGGAAUUAUCAAAACAGUCAAGGUCUAUCCAAAAAGAAUAUUUUUUUCGGUGUACUUUGGUUUCUCACCAGAUAAUCAUUUUCUUCAUGAAAAUAGUUUGAUUUGCGCAGAAAAGUAUCGGAUGAUCUUGAGCAACAUUGAAGAUAUAGUGAAAUUAUCCAUGGGAAUUUCUACAGGAAUGGUAUUUUGUGGAGUGAUUGGUCACACAAUAAGACAAACUUUUACCUGUACAGGUUUAUCGUGUGAAAAAUCUAAAAAAAUCGCUACUGUUGCUAACCAAUAUGUUAAUUGUGAUUUUGACACAGUACUGUAUAGUAAUUUACCAAGAAAAAAUUUUCGUUUACGCAGCGUCAAAGGAAUCACUGGCUUUGGAAAAUUUAAUAUUUAUGAGUUUCAUCAAUUGGACGAAAAAGAGAGUUUGGUCAGCAGAAAAAUUGAUAAAAUUUAUCCAAUUAUCGGAUGUUUUGAUAAAUUAGAAAAAUUAACUGAUAUCCUGGAUGAUAUUUGUGUUCCUAGUCGAAAUUACUGCGGAGUUCUUAUUGAAGGUUCUGACAGUGCUGGAAAAUCUAGACUGCUUGAUGAGUGCGUUCUAAUAGCAAAAUCCCGUCAAAUAUCAACUUGCACUGUUUCGUUGAAUUUUUUAAACACCACAAGAGCUUACAAUACUAUUUAUUAUAUUUUAUUAGAAAUAUUCCAAAUCCACGAUUGUUACUCCGUCGAGGAGAGAAAGAAGAGCCUAAUAAAAAAAAUUGGAAACAUUAUCCCGUUAAGUAAAUUCUGCUAUCUUAAUGUCCUUUUUAAUGUUGAUUUCACCCAUUCGUCAACUUUUCUGUCAGAAAAUGAAGAGCAGCAUAUUUCUAAAACCCUUACCCUUUUUGAUAAACUAUUAGGAUCAGUCCAAAAACCCACGGGUAUUUUUAUUGACGAUAUCCAUUUCAUGGAUUUGGAAUCUUGGGCUUUUGUAACUCGGAUUAUGAAUUGUAACAAUUUCUUUUUGGCAAUGACCAUUGACAAUUUUAAAUCAAUAUCUUCAAACCAUUAUAAUGAUUCUAGACUUUUUAAAUUUACGCUUAAUGGAUUUGAUUCUAAAGAAAUGGGUAUUUUAAUUUGUCAGUUUCUCAAUGUUCAUGCAAUUUCUGAAAAAAUUGACAAAAUUCUAAACAAUGCAAAUUGGAUGAAUGCAGGUUGGUUGGAGGCUUUCAUAUCUCUAGUACUCGAAAGAAAGUGGUUUGAAUUUUAUUUUCGUGGUGGAAAAGUAAAUUUCCAAGACCUGAUUUCACCUCCACUUGUUUCUGUCAUUAAAGUGCCAUACGGUGUCUUCCCCGAAGAGAUAAAUCCUCAUCUUCCGCAAGAUAAAUUUCAUGUUUUAGAUAUUAAGUCUACAUCUAUAAACAGCCAGUUUAUUAGAGAUGACACUUAUCUCGACAUUGAAACUUUAUACAAAAAAUUGUUCCACAAACUCACAUCUUAUGAACAAAGUGUAUUAAGAUCAGCAGCUGUGCUCGGGGAUAUUUUUACGAGAGAAACACUCGAGAAUGUAACACCAAAUUCAAUGGACUUUCACACAGCUAGAGAUGUAGCUGUCAGAGAUGAGCAGUUACCCAGUUACGCUGGUUGCAAAUUACUUGAGUUCAAGGUAAAGGCCUUUCGUCGGUUUGUUUAUGAGCAAAUAUUGCCUAGUCAGAAGAGAGAAUUACAUUCAAGAGCUGUCGAGAUUUAUGAACGACAAGCUAAAACUUGUAUUUCGUGUGGUGGUGGAUCUUUUUUAAAUGCUUUGGGUGUUGUACAAGGGAUUGGAACUGAUGCAAGAGCAUUAAGACCAUCUAUAGUUAGAAGAUCUUUGUCUAGAGAUGCCAUUUAUUUUAGUAAAUUCAAAUUUCGAAGACGUAGUUCAUCGACUGAAAGUCCUAAUCAAGAAGGAAUUCAUCAUCAGAAAAUUUCAAUUUUACCAACUCACUCUAAAGAUCAACAUGAAUCUCAAUAUUCUUCAGAUGAACUAUCAACACCUUCUGACAAAAGAAAUUUAACUAAAUCUGAGUUACUUUUGCUGAAGAAAAGUGAUCCUUCAAGACGAUCACAGUUGAAGAAAUUUAGCCUGAUCGAUUUUAGAAAUUGCGAUUGUGAAAAUGUGUUGAAUGGAGUUUUCCAAGAACUUUUAUGGCAUCUUCAGCACACUGGUUGA